GACAUAGUGAUGAAACACAGGAUGAAAUGGGUAGAGAUGGGCGGAAGAUCUAAAACUGAGUGAGAAAAAGAGAAAGCAGAGAACGAGUGUGAGACAAAAAGAGGUGGAAUAAGACAGAGGAGGGAUGGUGAUAGAGUGUAGGAGGAGAGGCUUAUGGGGUGUGAUGAUUUUUCUUGUCUCUGAUGGUUUAGACAGAGCAUGUCAUUGGUAUUUAUGGGCUGAGAGACCUCACACUGAUAGCAACCACAGAGAAAGAGAGAAAGUGUAUGAAAGAGAACUACAUAGAGGAAGACAACAGCACAUGGAAGGAGAGCAAAAGAGAAAGGAAAGAUCAGGAAAAAGAUUAAGAGCGGCAGGAAAGAGACAAACAAUAAAAGAAACAGCAAGAAGCAGGUGAACACAUUUAAAAUAAAAGCAAAGGUAAGGGAAGUUAAUGGACUAAAAGAGAGAAGGCAAAGUCAAAAUGAUGAAAGAAGGAAAAUAAAGAGGAGUUUCUCACGCAAACGUUGUGAAAGUAUCAUGAGUUGAUAUUUCCUGUUGACUCUGCCUCUCCUGUUUUACAACCUACAAUCUUCUCAUCUUCUCUUUCUUUUGUUCUUUUUCAUGUUACGACUGGAUGACAUGAAGGAUCUGGAUAUGCCAUCCAGCGGGAUGAUAAUGACGGUGAAUCCCAGAUGCUUCACUAUAUCAAGGAAGAAGACAAACAUCUGACAUGACAUUUAACCUUUGCGCAUCACUUCCUCUGACAGACCGACUGCAGGAUGACGAGCUGAGUCCUGCAGGUGAACCUUUGGACCAGGAAGAGGUGAACCUCUCCUCUUCCAAGUUCGUCAGAAGAUGAUCUUCGACAGCUGUCCAUUUUCAUUUUGUGGAGCUUUGGGUUAUGUUGAUUUGUCAAGGUUUGGUUUCAAACUCUUUUGUUGAUGGAGAGGGUCUGAACUGAAUUCUAGCCUCUUUUCCUGCUCAGAAACUCUUGAUUUGGAGCAUUACCACAGGGGUUCUGACCCCAGGAUUUUAUUAUGAGGCACAACAGGGAAGCCGGUGGUUAGUCAGCUUGUUUGGGAGUUCCUACAUGGUCCUGCAGACUGCAUUUCUGCAGCAGCACUUGGAAAAACACUUGUAUUGGAUGCAGAAAAUGUAUCCCUUGUAGCCGGGCUGGACAAUCUUCAUUCUCUCAGCGAUGAUAAUGUGUAAAACCUUUGAUACAGAGGGACAAAUGAAGUCUCUGUCAGCUAUGGUCUCCAAACCUGCUUCUUGGAAACCAACGUUCUGAUCUUCUGCAUGGAGUGCAAAGAGUGGAUACAACUGGCUCACUGACAAACAGAAAGAUAAACUGUUUUUGUGGGGGGGGGGAGACUAUCUCUUUCUCUAUAUUUGUUCUGUUUUUAACCGUCAUGGGUCUGAACCCCAACAGAAACACCUGACUGAACCAGGGGAUGGUCGACGACUCGAUAAACCUCUCUGAUUGGAGCCAGCGAGGACGAGGUCCAUCUUGAUUUUCAAAUCAGAACUCAAAGAAGAAAAAGUCCUCUCCCCCCCACUUACCUCUGGUGGGGGGGAGGGUGAAGGAUACUUUAGUUUUUAGGGUGUAGGGCUUAGGGCCAUAGGGUUUAGUUUUGUAGUUAUUUAGACAUUAGGUUUUAGGUUGUAGACUAGACAGUAGAGUACAUAGUAAGGCUCUGGCUCUAGUUAGUAGUAAUUGGGUCCAAUUUAUUCUCUCUUGUGUUCAGGCUUAUUCAGUUGGGCCAGUUUUAGCCUUUGGCCUGCGAGCUAAUUUAUUUGUGUCACCAAUCUACUAGCCCCUGUGCUAUCUAACACUGAGUUAGCCUUUGGCUCUGCACCAGCUGUAGCUGUGACUCAGGCAGCAUUUCGUCUAGUGCAGAAGUGUACAACCUGGAUUUACCAACUAUAACGGCCAACAGCAUUUAGGCUUUUUCGUUUAGAAUUUAGCAUUAGUGAACCUUGGUCACUUGCAUUUAGCCCAUUAGCCUGUGUGCUAACUGUCAGACCAGCUAGUCAUGGAUGCUAAUCAAGGCCCAGGCCAGGGAAGCCCAGAGAGCCCUAACCGGGCCGUGGAGUACCUUCUUGAACUCAACAACAUCAUCGAGAGCCAGCAGAAGCUUCUAGAAACUCAGCGGCGACGAAUCGAGGAGCUGGAGGUCCAACUGGAGCGGUUGAGCCAGGAGAACAAGGACCUGCGUUUGGACCGGCAACCUGUUGUUCCUCCUCCACCUGCUCCUCCUCCCGAACCUCCUCUCCCUCCUCCUCCUCCGCCGCCUCCACCAACUCAGACCCCAUCGACAUCCAUUUCUACCAAGAAUCAUCACCACCACCACCACAACAGCCAAUACCAAGCUCCUCCGCAGCCUCCCUCCUCCAUCCCCCUCCACCACAGCCACCACCACCACCAGUAUCAUCAUCAGCACCACCACUCCUCCACCCACCACUCUUAUAACAGUUCCAACAGCACCGGUACGACAGCGAUCCCGGUUCCUGCUCCGUCUUCAGUCCCAACCUCCAUAUCGAUCCCCACCCAAAUCCCAGCUCCGAUCUCUUCCCCAGCCCCGGCUCCACCUCCCCCUCCUCUGAUCCCAUCCAGGGAUCAGCCGCGGGCCCACAGCCGGCUGACCCGACUGCCCUCCACCAGCACGGGCACCAACACCAACUUCGUGGAGAAAGAGAAGGAGAGAAUUGAGCGCAUGCACAGAUCCAACGCCUCGAACAACAACCACGCCCACACCCUCCACCACCAGAAAUCGUCUUAUUCCUCCUCCACUACCUGUUCUACUACCAACACCUCUUGUCGUUCCUCCAACAACCCUACUAGCAUCACCACUCCUUCCUCCACCUCCUCCUCCUCCUCCUCCUCUCUCUACUCCUCCAGCCUACCUCCUAACAGCCACGCCACCUACCAUCAGUACUGCUGUCCCGCGCGCCUCCGCCUGCCCAAGCCUCCCUGCGCCCUGCCCCCCGCCAAGCACCACGAGCAGGCAAGUGCUCCAAGUGGCAUUUGCAAGAUUCCAGCGCGCCCGAAGGAAAACAACCAAUCAGACAACAGUCCCCUCUCAAGCCCCUGUGACCCCUACGGCUCUGCAUCCACCAGCGGGCCCCUGGGAGCCUCCCACACACAGGGUAGCUCCCCCAUCUCUCCCCCCAGCCCGGCGAGCCUUGCCUGGGCUCAGCGCAGCCGACACCAGCCGGCCAGCCUGGCGCUCCGCAAGCAAGAGGAGGAGGAGAGCAAACGCUGCAAGGCUCUAUCCGACAGCUAUGAGCUCUCUACAGACCUCCAGGACAAGAAGGUGGAGAUGUUGGAGAGGAAGUACGGGGGCCAGUUUGUGUCCCGGCGGGCGGCGAGAACGAUCCAGACGGCGUUCAGGCAGUACCGGAUGAACAAGAACUUCGAGAGGCUUCGCAGCUCCGCCUCGGAGAGCAGGAUGACCCGCCGCAUCAUCCUGUCCAACAUGAGGAUGCAGUACUCGUUUGAUGAGCGUCAGCCGCAGGCUCAGGGGUCAGCGGGUCAGCGGGGGUCAGACGACGCAGGAGACAUUGACGACUCCUUCUCCAAGCAGGUAAAGUCUCUGGCCGACUCCAUGGACGACUCCCUCACCUGCCAGUCUGGCCGUGAAGACUCACAGGACGUGGGAGGAGAGGGAGAGGAGGACGAUGAGGAGGACGAGGAGGAGGGAGAUGAAGAAGAGGAAGAAGAGGAAGGGGAGGAGGACGAGGAGGAAGACGAGGAGGAGGAUUACAGAGAGUGUGCAUGGCGCAACGCCAGCGCAUCAUCCCGACGCGUGCCGGUCCGGCCUGGAGUGGGAGGAGGGAGAGGAGGCGCCGCCAUGCACGAGGACAGCACCGCCACCUCCUUCAGCGACGUCACCAUCUACAUGGACGACGGCUGCCUCCCCUCCUCGCCGCUCUCCCGCCCGCCGUCCUCGCCGCUCUCCCGCCCCGCCUCCAGCUCCGACACAGAGUACUGGGGAGGAGUAGGUGCAGGGGGGAGGGAGGACAGCAGAGAAACAGAGGGAGGCAGCAACGCCAGCCGGAGGAGCAGCACCCCCUGCACAGAGUGUCGGGGGGAGUACAGAGGGAGGGGAGGAGGAGGAGGAGGACACCUCCCUGUCCUCACUAUCGAACCACCCAGUGACAGCUCAGUGGACAUGAGUGACAGGUCAGAGCGAGGCUCCAUCGGGCGCCUCGUGUAUGAACAGGAGCCGUCAGGAGUCGAGCGAGGAGCAGGAGAGAGGGAGAUGAUGGGAGGAGAAGUGGAAGGAGAGAGUGGAGAGGAUGAGCAGCAAGGAGGAGGAGGAGGAGGAAGCAGCGAAGCCGACUCUCCACAGGGAACCAUCAAACACAAACCAAACGGGCGCUCGGUCGCCAUGGCGCAGGGACAGACUCGCAGCCCUGCCAACGUCCCCUUACCGAUGCCUUCAGCCCGGGCCCUGCCGCCACACCCGCUCCCUCACCCACUCCAACACCCACACACUCACCCCCAACCCCACCCACACCCUCACCCUCACCCUUCACCAAUCCCCCACCUACCGACCAUCCUCCACCACCACCCGCAGUACAGCCAGCCGCACGUCAUGCACAUGCAUCACGUGCACGCCGGCAGCCCUUACAUUCAGCAAGCCCACCACUUCGCCCAACACCACUACCACCACCUGCACCACCAACACCACCACCUUCCCCACGGUUACCCAGAAACCCCCUCUUCCCCGCUGCCCUCCCCCGUACCACCACUCACACCUCUCUCGCCCCUGCCGCCGCCGCUCACGCCCUCGCCGCUGUCCUCCUCCUCCUCCUCCGCGCUCCAAAACAUGGAGGCACAGCAGCAGCAUCUCGCACACCACCCCCAUCUUCACCACCACCACCUGCUCUGCUCAGACGGAGACAACGAGAGCGUCAACUCCACCACCACCAACUCCAACGACGACACAACGGUCAACAACUGCAGCUCCGGCUCCUCGUCGCGCGACAGCCUGCGGGAGCCGAUCGGAGGAGCGACGCUGGGGAAACAAACCUAUCAGAGAGAGAGCCGCCACAGCUGGGACUCUCCCGCCUUCAACAACGACGUGGUGCAGCGACGACAAUACCGCAUCGGACUCAACCUGUUCAACAAGAAGCCGGAGAAGGGGAUCCAGUACCUGAUCGAGAGGGGCUUCGUGUCGGACACACCGGUGGGCAUCGCCAGGUUCAUCCUGGAGAGGAAAGGACUGAGUCGGCAGAUGAUCGGAGAGUUCCUGGGCAGCCGGCAGCAGUUCAACAAGGACGUCCUCGACUGUGUUCUGGAUGAGAUGGACUUCUCAGGGAUGGAUCUAGACGACGCUCUGAGGAAGUUCCAGGCUCAGAUUAAAGUUCAGGGUGAAGCUCAGCGGGUGGAGCGGCUGGUGGAGGCCUUCAGUCAGCGGUACUGUGUUUGUAACCCGGUGCUGAUCCGGCAGUUCCAGAACCCAGACACCAUCUUCAUCCUGGCCUUCGCCAUAAUCCUCCUCAACACGGACAUGUACAGCCCCAACGUCAAGCCGGAGAGGAAGAUGAAGCAGGAGGACUUCAUCAAGAACCUGCGGGGUGUGGAUAACGGGCAGGACAUCCCCAGGGACCUGCUGGUGGCCAUCUAUGGAAGGAUCCAGAAAUGGGAGCUGAGGACCAACGAUGACCACGUGUCCCAGGUGCAGGCGGUGGAGAGGAUGGUGGUCGGCAAGAAGCCCGUGCUGUCACUGCCUCACCGCAGGCUGGUGUGCUGCUGUCAGCUGUUUGAGGUUCCAGAUCCAAACAGAGGUCAGAGGAGCGGCGUCCACCAGAGAGAGGUCUUCCUUUUCAACGACCUACUGAUGGUGACAAAGAUCUUCCAGAAGAAGAAGACUUCAGUGACGUACAAUUUCAGACAAUCAUUUCCUCUGGUGGACAUGCAGGUCCACACCUUCCAGAACACCUACUACCCUCACGGUAUCAGACUGACGUCGGCGAACCCCGGAGGAGAGAGGAAAGUGCUGAUCGUCUUCACGGCUCCGAGCCAGCAGGACCGAGCACGCUUCACCUCCGACCUCCGAGAGAGCAUCGCAGAGGUCCAGGACAUGGAGAAGUACCGGGUGGAGUCCGAGCUCGAGAAGCAGAAAGGCGUGAUGCGUCCAGGUUUGUUGACGGGGGGAGGACCAGGAGGCGGGGGCACACCGGGGGGCGGGGCCAACAUCGGCGGCGUGAAGGGCGAGGUGUCGAACGGCACUCUGGGUAGGCCGAGCCUCGAUGACACGUACGCCUCGGUGGACGGACUCAAACGCACGGCACUCAGCUCCUCACUGAGAGACCUCUCAGAAACAGGGAAGCGAGGUCGUAGGAACAGUGUUGGGUCAUUGGACAGCACCGUUGAAGGUUCCAUCAUUAGCAGCCCUCGGCCUCACCAGCAGCGCCCCCUGCAAGCAGGAAGUCUGUCCUACAGCCCCAUGAUGGUCCCUUUGUCUCCAGCAGCCUACCGGCCGCACCGCCCUGCUCAGGGCCCCGGUACAGGGGUGGGGGGUGGGCCGGGGCUCUGUCACAACCAGGGGGGGAUUACCACCUCCCCACUCGUGAGCGGGGGAGGGGCUGGGGGCGGAGGAGGGAUGGCGGGUGGGGGAGGACCGACUGGCGGCGGCCUGCUGGGGAACUUCUUUGGCAGCCGCAGAGGCAAGGUUCCUGGUCCCCUGACGAUGACGUCACCACCUCCACAGGGUCCUCCGAGUCCUCUGAUGAUAUCAUCCCCACCACACUACCCCGCCCCCGCACCUCCCAUCGCCCACCCAUCCUCCCCUUCCCCAUGCCCCUCGCCAUCACCCAACCUCGUUCAGUCGGACUCGGGAGGAGUUGGCGGGGGAGGAGGUACGGGAGGGGGGCCGUCCAAGCUCCAGGCUUUGCACGCUCAGUAUUGCCACGGCAGCAGUGGAGGAGGAGGAGUCAGUGUUUCUGGGCACCAGCAGCAGCAGCAGACGCCGCCCCCGCCCUACCACCACCAUCACCGAUACCACAUGCAGAGCGUCCCGCAGCACCACGCCCUCACGCACAGGUUCUCUGCACCCCGGCGGCAGGGCCCGCCCAGCUGCGUUCCCUCUCAUACCCAGCAGCAUCAGAGGUUGCAGCAUGGCGUCGGUCAGCACCCACGCUACAACUUGGGCUUCAUCACACCCCCACCGCUGUCCCCGCACUCCCCCAUCACCCCUAUUACCCCGCACGGACUCUACCACUCACACCCCGCGGCGGGGAGACGCCCUCGGCGCGCCUGGUCAGUCAGACAUCUCCACAGCCCUACGGCUCUCAAUAUCAGCAAAUAUCCUCCAUCCCACCUCCCCCUCCGCACUCACCGUUACCUCCCCCGCCAAACACCCCGCUCUCCCUGCACCCAGGGACGGGGGGAGGGCAAGGGGGCGGACCCAAAUCGAAACCCGUCAGCCGGAUCAGCACGGUCGUGUGAGGAGGCAGAAGCCGAGGACGGUGGUCCGCCACCCCGCAGUAGAGAGACUCUCACACGUUGGGCAGCGUGGGCCCUGCAGGGGCUCCUGGGACACCUGUCCAUGGAGCAACCAGCACCAAAAACGUUCAUUGUUUUCAGUCACAUGAAGCUGAAGAAAAACAUGCCGGUAGUACCGCCGUCUUGGUGA
Messenger RNA from Cottoperca gobio, 7628 nucleotides. Its product is annotated as IQ motif and SEC7 domain-containing protein 2-like. Bases 2019 to 7628 code for a protein of 1869 amino acids. Lineage: Eukaryota; Metazoa; Chordata; Actinopteri; Perciformes; Bovichtidae. Gene Ontology annotation, biological process: actin cytoskeleton organization; regulation of ARF protein signal transduction. The record is from RefSeq and is a predicted model, not a curated record. Gene Ontology annotation, molecular function: guanyl-nucleotide exchange factor activity. The transcript is spliced from 22 exons.